Macrosiphum euphorbiae (potato aphid) is the source of this 3099-nucleotide messenger RNA. The record is from the annotation of a GenBank genome assembly. Lineage: Eukaryota; Metazoa; Arthropoda; Insecta; Hemiptera; Aphididae.
AUGGAUGACCGGCCGCGGGUGCCCACUUUCCUCAACUCGAUCGCCGACUACUCGAACACCAUCCCGAAUCUGGCAGAGUCCGACACCAAGUCGACCACUGCCAAACAGGGAUCGUCCAGGAUGGGCACGCUGGUCGGCGUCUACCUGCCUUGCGUGCAGAACAUCUUUGGAGUAAUUUUGUUCAUUCGGCUGUCAUGGGUGGUCGGCACGGCGGGCGUCGUCUACGGGUUCGGAAUCGUGUUCACCUGUUGCUGCGUGACAAUGUUGACUGCUAUUUCGAUGAGUGCCAUAGCCACGAACGGCGUUGUGCCUGCUGGUGGACCGUACUUCUUGAUAUCCAGGUCGUUGGGUCCCGAGUGCGGGGGAGCUGUCGGUAUGCUCUUCUACACCGGUAUCACACUGGCCGCAUCUAUGUACAUCAUAGGCGCCGUUGAAAUCAUACUCACGUACAUGGCGCCAAGCUUAUCGAUUUUCGGCGACUUCUCCAAAGACAACAGCAUAAUGUACAACAAUUUCCGCGUGUACGGGACAAUAUUGCUGAUGGUCAUGAGCUCGAUCGUGUACGUCGGCGUGAAGUUCGUCAACAAAUUCGCGUCCGUGGCCCUAGCCUGCGUGCUGCUGUCCAUUUUGUCUGUAUACGUGGGCAUUUUUUAUAACUUCCAUGGCAGCGAUAAACUCUACAUGUGUUCGCUGGGAAAUCGGCUACUCAAGGACAUGGACUUGAAACACUGUAACAAAGCGAUAGGCGGUUACUUGCACAAUAUGUACUGCGCCAAUGGAACCGGAGCGUGCGAGGACUACUUCACCAAGCAUAAUACAUCGAUCGUGAAAGGCAUUCGGGGCAUUAGCAGCGGCGUUUUCUUUGAAAAUAUCUUUGGUAACUUUUUGGAAAAAGGACAGUACAUAGCCAGAGGUCAUCUCCAAGAAGAUAUCCUGGCAUCGAGUAAGAAUACGUAUAAUAUGGUAAUGGUAGAUAUCACUACAACAUUCACCAUACUUAUUGGCAUAUUCUUUCCGUCCGUAACUGGAAUCAUGGCCGGUUCUAACAGAUCCGGAGAUCUAGCAGAUGCACAAAAAUCAAUUCCCAUUGGUACAAUAUUGGCUAUUUUGAGUACAUCAUCGGUUUACCUGUCUGCCGUCUUACUAUUCGGAGCUACGGUUGAUAAUUUACUACUAAGAGACAAGUUUGGUCAGAGCAUUGGAGGACGUCUGGUGGUGGCCAACAUAGCAUGGCCCAACGAAUGGGUUAUUUUGGUCGGCGCGACAUUAUCAACAUUGGGAGCCGGACUUCAGAGUCUCACCGGGGCGCCGAGGCUGUUGCAGGCCAUAGCCAAGGACGACAUCAUACCGUUCCUGCGACCGUUUGCCAAAUCUUCGGCAUCUGGUGAACCCACUAGGGCUCUACUGAUAACUGUAGCCGUGUGUCAGUGCGGCAUACUGAUCGGAAACAUCGACAAUCUCGCUCCGCUCUUGGCCAUGUUCCUGUUGAUGUGUUACGCGUUCGUCAACUUGGCGUGCGUCUUGCAGACGCUGUUGCGCACGCCGAACUGGAGACCUAGGUUUAAGUACUAUCACUGGACACUAUCGUUCACCGGACUCGUGUUGUGCAUUGCUGUCAUGUUCAUGUCAAGUUGGUAUUUCGCGCUGUUAGCUCUGGGCAUGGCGGGAAUAAUUUACAAAUACAUCGAGUAUCGAGGAGCGGAAAAGGAAUGGGGUGACGGUAUGCGCGGUUUAGCUUUAUCCGCUGCGAGAUACAGUUUGCUCAGACUGGAAGACGCGCCACCACAUACCAAGAAUUGGCGUCCACAGAUUCUCAUGUUGGUCAACUUCAACGCGGACCUUCCAAAAUACCGUAAGAUAUUCUCACUGGUCUCCCAACUUAAGGCAGGCAAAGGUCUCACAGUGAGCGCGACCGUCAUCGAGGGUGACUUUGUCAAGAAAACCGGUCACGAUGUGCAAUCUACCAAGAAAGAACUUGUGAGGUUGAUGGACGAGGAAAAGGUCAAAGGAUUUGCGGAUGUUUUAGUCUCCAAUAACACAUCAGAGGGACUCAGUCAUUUGAUACAAAUCGCUGGACUUGGAGGAUUAAAACCCAACACCGUGAUUCUAGGCUGGCCAAACAGCUGGCAACAAUCUGAGAACGACCGAUCGUGGCAAGUUUUUCUACACACCAUUCGUAUCGUAACAGCGGCUAAGAUGGCUCUAAUUGUACCCAAAGGCAUAAGAUCGUUCCCAGACUCUGCGACAAAGCUGUCGGGCACAAUCGAUAUUUGGUGGAUCGUACACGACGGAGGCAUUCUGAUGCUCAUACCUUUCUUGUUGAAACAACACAGGACCUGGAAAAACUGCAAGUUGAGAAUAUUCACAGUGGCACAGACCGACGAUAAUUCGAUCCAGAUGAAAAAAGAUCUAAAAACUUUCUUAUACCAACUCAGAAUACCAGCAGAAGUUGAAGUGGUUGAAAUGACAAAUAACGAUAUAUCAGCUUAUACAUAUGAAAGAACACUCAUGAUGGAACAACGAAAUCAAAUGUUAAGAGAACUCAGGCUUAACAAGAAAGAAAGCUUUGGAAUGAUGCGUAAUAUCAUAGAUUUCAAUCGAGAAACACCGACUGGAGAGAAUACACCAUUGGUACAAUCUAUAAUAGACCAGCACCAUAGAAAAGACGCGUCGGAAGGGAGAUCGGCUACUAAAGUGCGUUUCCAGGAAGAAACCAGCAUGGACGACGAAGCGAAAAAAUCGAAACCUGGUGAUAGUGCAUUCGAUGCCGACGAGAAACGAACAACUAGUAAUGGCGAAAAACCGGGAGUUUUAAAAGACUCACUGCCAAAGGAGACAACAGAUUCGUCUACAUCGACAAUGCGACCAGACGAAGAUAAUGUGAGGAGAAUGCACACAGCUGUUAAACUAAACGAAGUCAUUGUCAGUAGAUCGAGAGACGCUCAAUUGGUUAUAUUCAACUUACCAGGACCGCCUAAAGACACAAAAUUAGAGAGAGAAUCAAACUACAUGGAAUUCUUAGAAGUGAUGACCGAAGGCCUCGACAAAGUGUUGAUGGUGAGAGGCGGUGGUCGCGAAGUGAUCACAAUUUAUUCAUAA